Phlebotomus argentipes is the source of this 1045-nucleotide messenger RNA. RefSeq names its product protein D3-like. The coding region runs from base 27 to 662 and encodes 211 amino acids. The record is from RefSeq and is a predicted model, not a curated record. NCBI's taxonomy places the organism in Eukaryota, Metazoa, Arthropoda, Insecta, Diptera, Psychodidae. The transcript has 3 exons.
AAGAACUUAGUAAACAUCAGUCACUGAUGAUUCUCUCCAAUAUGCCGCCAUACAAAGUUUUAUUAUUUAUUUCGGUGAUUAUUUCUGUAAUCGCUGCUGAUGUUGACGUUGCUUCUGCAUUCAUAUCCUUUGAAAUAGUUCCAGAUGCUAUUUCAAGUGCCCCUGAAAAUCCUUUGACGAUAAAGUACGCAAGUGGUGUGGAGGUGAAGUAUGGCAAUGAAUUGGCUCCAACUGACGUUAAGGAUCAGCCAAUGGUAACUUGGGAAGCUGAUCCAGAGGACUUUUACACACUUCUCUUCGUGGAUGUCGAUGCUCCAAGUCGCACAGAACCUUCAAUUCGUUCCGUGAAGCAUUGGCAUGUGGGAAAUAUUCCGGGAAAUAAUGUAACUGAAGGUGAGACGAUCGCUGAUUUUUUCGGUUCUGGUCCACCGGCAGACACUGAUCUGCACAGAUACGUUUUCUUUGCCUUCAAGCAACCUGAUGGCCAAAUUGAUUUUUCAGAUGAAAGAAAGUCACCGAAAUAUAUCCUUAAUGGUCGUUUGUCCUUCUCAACAAAUGACUUUGCUGAGAAGUAUUCCCUUCAGCUCUUUGGAGGAAAUUUUUACCAAUCUCAGUAUGAUGACUACGUUCCCAUAUUGCAUGCGCAAUUGCGUCCGGAAUAAAUUAUUGAUUACUCGCACUCUAUCUUAUAUAAUAUGGACAAUUGUAUGCAAUGGAGUUUCUGUUUUAAUUAUACAAUAAAUGCGCACUAAUUGGUUCGAUUUUCUUGACAUUUUAAUCAAGAUAAUAAAAUAUUUUGCUUCCUUUUCUGCCUACGUGUUCUUUCAAAAAAUCCAUAAAUCUGUCAUCAACUAACAUCAGGACAUAAAAAUAUAAUCACGCACACCAGAAAGUGCUAUAAUAAACGCGUUAAAUGUAUUAAAAUUAUUUUAAUUAUUGCUUUGAUAUGUAAUUGAGCAAAUAUUGUAUGAAACGCUGAUAUUUAAUUAUAAUGUGUGUUUAAUCGAACUGUUUGCUGAUUAUGUAAACGAAGCAUGUAAUAUAA